AUGAACGGUCGCACGGCUGCCGGCAAAACUGCAGGUACUGGAGGUGAGAAAGCUUGGGCUAGUGGUCGUGUUCUCACUGCAGAACAACGCGCGCGGAAACAGGAAGUCGAUCGCAAAGCAAACAGGUUCUUGAAGAAAGAAGUACAGGAUCGCCUUGCGCUGCUGGAGGCUCGGGUGCUGCAACUGGAACACACGUCAACCGAAACACGGACUGCGAACCCCAAUCCAGGCCUCAGCCCACAUGGUAUUGCCUCCAGCACCAGCUCUAAUGGCGCAGAGCUGAGCAUAGCACCUGAUGGAUCCAUAUUGACCGUGGCCGAUAAGGUCUCAAACUGGAAUGUGGCAGCAAGUGUAUUCGAUGCUUCACACGCAAUGACCAGUGGAUCUAAUUCUGGCGGCUCUGUCGACGACCAUUAUGCAGCAGGCCACUCUGUCGCUGGCGCACCGAACGACCCAGACCAGGAGGAAUUCGUCCACCCGAGCAGAGCCCAUCCAAGCAAUGGACAUCCGGAGCUCACAGGCGUGUACACAGCGGCCAAGCCCGUGCCGUCUGGUCGCGAUGUGACAAUGUUUCUAAAUAACUUGGUAAAUCACAUUCGCAUGUUACCACCGGAUCGCGUCUGCUUCGAGGAUCGAUACAAUCAGGAUGUCAUCAUUAAUGCAGUGUUGAAGGGCUGGAGGUACUCACUGAACCGCUAUGACCAAAUCUGUCCGCUUUGGGAAGUGCUCCAAACCGUGGACUUGUGCUUGUUCAAGGAAUGCAACCUGAUUGAGAGGCUAGGAUGUCUUCGGAUGUUGCAUAAACGAUACAUAUUUGAGAUCAGAAAUACGCCGGUGGCAGUGGAGGGACCGCUACCGGUCUGGUAUCAACCACAUAUGACGGAGAAGUUAAUCGCUCAUGAUCCUGUGAUCGAUCAUUUGACCUGGCCAGCACUGCGAGAAAGGUUGAUGUCCACAAAAGUCGAUGUUCUCACAAAUAAGUUCUGGGCCUUGUGGGUGAGGAAUCUCAAAGUAGCUUGGCAGUACGAACCUAUGGAUGUGCUGGCUCUCUCCUCGGACUCGUCCUUAUAUCAGCUGUCGAAUCAAUUUGAAGGGGCGAUACUGAACAUGGCGAACUGGAGAAUGGACGUCAAUUUCUUCUACGAUUUCCCAGGACUUGUCGACGAUAUCCCUGCAGCAAACUACAUGCCUCUGAGGACUUUGACACCAAAGUUUGGUCUUGUGGAGCGUGCAAAUGCAGAUCACAGGCGGCAGAGCAACACCGAACAGCAGCAGCAGCAGCAGCGAAGACCAAUAUUCCCUAUCAACACGACCACAUCCCAGCUAGUAUCCCAAGCUCAGCCAGAUCCGAUGAUGUACCAACCUACUGGGCAGCCGGUCCACGCCUGGACGGAUUUCUACCCAUUCGAAGCUCAUUGA
Molecule: messenger RNA, 1419 nt
Organism: Pseudocercospora fijiensis CIRAD86
Lineage: Eukaryota; Fungi; Ascomycota; Dothideomycetes; Mycosphaerellales; Mycosphaerellaceae
Exons: 3
Coding region: 1-1419 (472 amino acids)
Source: RefSeq, a predicted model, not a curated record